CUUGUUGUGUAAAACAAAUUAUGUUAUUCUAAAUUGUGUAAAAUAGGCCAUGUAAGAGUUCUUGCGCAUCUUGAAUUUGAAUACCGCGGAUUUUCUUACGGGGCGCUGUCAAAAUGAAGAACCGAAGUUUGGCAGGGAAUUGUGGUGUGGCGAUUUUCUGCGUGGCCCUAGUGUCAAUAGUAAUUGCUUUUGCAACUCCUAGUUGGCUGGUCAGCGAUUACCGAAUCACCGGGGCAAAGCUUGAUAAAUUAGGACUAUGGACACAUUGUUUUCGAUCACUCUCUGACCCGAGAGACGACUACCAAAGAAGAUUUUUCGUAGGUUGCAGAUGGGUUUACGACCCUUUUACUACUGGAUAUGAUCAAAUAAAAGGAUAUCUGCUUCCACCUUUCAUGGUAGCUACUCAGUUCUUCUUCACUGUAUGUCUACUGACGAUGAUAGUGACCAUGAUAUUAGUACUCCUGUUCUUCCUUUGCUGUGGACCCGAUCAAGAUCGAUUCGUCCUUCUAAUUAAAGUCAUAGGCUACCUCCUGCUCGGAGCUGGCUUUUCAGGUGCCCUGGCUGUUAUAAUAUUCGCCUGCCUGGGCAAUGCUGAUGGUUGGAUGCCGGAGCAUGCAAAUAAUUAUUUAGGAUGGUCCUUCGGUGUGGGCGUUGUCGGUUGUGUAGCUUGCAUUUUGGCAGCAGCAUUGUUUUUGGCAGAAGCACAUGUCCAAAAACGAAAAGUCGAGUCUCUGAAGGACUCUCAGGCCAGAUUCGAAAUCGAACACGAAACGAAAGCAUGA
Ctenocephalides felis (cat flea) is the source of this 782-nucleotide messenger RNA. RefSeq lists its product as uncharacterized. Gene Ontology annotation, biological process: septate junction assembly; regulation of tube size, open tracheal system. The coding region runs from base 114 to 782 and encodes 222 amino acids. Gene Ontology annotation, cellular component: septate junction; membrane. The transcript is spliced from 4 exons. The record is from RefSeq and is a predicted model, not a curated record. NCBI's taxonomy places the organism in Eukaryota, Metazoa, Arthropoda, Insecta, Siphonaptera, Pulicidae.